This is a messenger RNA of Anopheles moucheti, 1099 nucleotides long. It is a transcript of the gene Dhpr, whose product is annotated as dihydropteridine reductase. The coding region runs from base 110 to 814 and encodes 234 amino acids. Gene Ontology annotation, molecular function: NADH binding; 6,7-dihydropteridine reductase activity; NADPH binding. The transcript has 3 exons. Gene Ontology annotation, biological process: L-phenylalanine catabolic process; tetrahydrobiopterin biosynthetic process. Gene Ontology annotation, cellular component: cytoplasm. The record is from RefSeq and is a predicted model, not a curated record. Lineage: Eukaryota; Metazoa; Arthropoda; Insecta; Diptera; Culicidae.
UGUUGAAUUUAAUCGCUUAGCAACCGUCCGAGAACGAAAACCUCUCCACUUGAGCUGCUCUCGUGCGUUCGAUCGAUCGAAGAAGACAAAAAAGUGUGAUUCACAGAAAAUGGCCUCAGGAAAGAUUCUCAUCUACGGUGGACGCGGUGCACUCGGUGCUUCGUGCGUGCAGUUUUUCAAAAAGAACAACUGGUGGGUUGGUUCGAUCGAUCUGACAGAGAAUGAUGCGGCCGACGCCAACAUUGUGGUGGACCGUGAUGCGGACUGGGUGUCGCAAGAAGCGGCCGUAUUGAGCAAGGUCGGUACGGAGCUGAAGGGCGAAUCGCUGGACGCCAUCAUCUGUGUGGCCGGUGGCUGGGCAGGUGGUAACGCGAAAAAGGAUCUUGCGAAAAAUUCCGACCUCAUGUGGAAGCAGUCGGUGUGGUCGUCGGCAAUUUCGGCUACCGUCGGUGCGAACCAUCUGAAGCCGGGUGGCUUGCUUGUGCUGACCGGAGCUAAUCCCGCGCUCGAGGGAACCCCUGGAAUGAUUGGCUACGGUAUGGCGAAGGCCGCCGUGCAUCAGCUUACGAAAAGUUUGGCCGGUGAAAAAUCCGGAUUGCCAGAUAAUUCGCUCGUCGUUUCCAUCCUUCCCGUGACGCUGGAUACACCGAUGAACCGCAAAUGGAUGCCGGAUGCGGAUACUUCUACCUGGACGCCGCUCGAAUUCCUUGCUGAGUUGUUCCAUAAGUGGUCCAAAGGAGAGGAACGUCCCGCCAACGGUAGCCUGGUGAAGCUGAUUACCAAAGACUCCAAAACUGAGCUGGUAAUCGUCUAAGCGCCCUCCCCGGCAGAUCUUCCCCCGCAUUCCAUGUCCUUUCGAAUCUCAAUCUGUAUGCUCUUUUUCUUUCUCUUUAUCUGCAUUCCAUGACACGGGCGCUUAAAACAAUCAUUCCAGAAAUCGUAAAAUAUCCACAACUAAACGAUUCCCAACUUACUGACGGGAGGCGUUGGUGUGUCAGGUAGCGCUCAUUGUUGUUUAAUUGUUAAAAAUUGAAGCAUACAUCGAAUUCGUUGAUCGAAAACUUAAGUGAAAAUAAAGUGUGUAAUACAUAUGCUGUUA